Molecule: messenger RNA, 1736 nt
Organism: Amoebophrya sp. A25
Lineage: Eukaryota; Dinophyceae; Syndiniales; Amoebophryaceae
Source: the annotation of a GenBank genome assembly
GACGCCAGGCUUUUUUUUUCUUCCAGGUGAUGCAGACGCUGAGUGAGUCCGAUUCUACUAAGUAAUCGAUCCUUAGCUGAGAGACUUCUUCUAAGCACUACACCUGUCCGUGUGAGCUUGGACACCUUACCGUUACCGGAUAAUUGACAUUUUUUCUUUGAAGAACAGGGAACAGAUAAUUAUUGGUCGUAAAGUAAUCACUUUGUAUUUAUAAGUCAUUUUGUUGAAGAAAAAGCGAACACAAGAUGGCGAAGGACUACACAAUGUGCGCAACAGUUUGCCAGCUGUUGUCAAUGGUCGCCAUUCCGAUGCUCCUCUACUUCGGUACUACGUUUUCGAUAGAGCUUGCCUCCUUUCUUGUUCUUCACUCCAACUUCUAAAAAGCUUUUUGAAUUUGGAAUGCUUCGAGGACCACGUCGUCUUACUUACACUUACUACAACAAUAUACAGUUACAGAUAGAAUAGGCAUAGUACUUCUUCCUUCAGGUUACCUCGGAUACACGGAAUCAAGACUAUUGGAGAUUCCGCUCGAGAAGAAGCAAGGAGCGGCAGUGGGAUGCUGGGUAAGAUACUUCUAGACCACACAAUUCUGGGUAAGAUACUUCAUAAGAGAGACUCUCUGACGACCCUCCUCCUGCGGCUCUACCAUUUGAUUAUCAAUGUUGACAACCAUGAACACGAUCAUAAACAUAAAGGGGUGAAGAUGAUCACUUUCAUUCGUCGUACAUAAUCCACAGGGCGCCGCGGCCUUGUAUUGCGUAACAUUGGUGUUAUCAAUUUCCUACAAGCAGACACGAAAGCCGGACGUGCCUGCCGACCCAAAUACUUACGCCUUGCGCGGCUUCUCCCAGUGGUAAGACGAAUUUUAUUUUCCCUGUUCGGAUCCAUCACUAGUUGUAAGAGCACGCAGGGGGAGGGUAGUUUACCUUCAUUCUAUUGAUUUUUCAAGAUGUUGAUCUUUGAAGAAAAUAUAUCGCCUUACCAAUCGCAAUCAUUCAUUUUUCUGAAUGUCAACAAUAUGUUCAUGUUGAAUAUCUACCCGUCCUCCUCAUCCUUCUUCAGAUCGCCGCAGCAAUGUAUGCUGGGACCUAUGUUUUGUGCAAAAGCUACAAGGAUUCACGUAGUGUGGGCUCUGUGGGUGGCGGCGUACACUAUCGCAGUUUUGGAGAGUUGGAUGCUGUUUCUUGAAGAGGUUGUUCUCUUCAAGAGGAGGAUCAGAACAGCCGAUGCGUAAAUGUGUCCAGCAGAAGAAGUUGAAGUCAGGUCUCUGUCUCUCCCCAUGAUCUACUUCAACACCAUUUCAUAUCAUCAUGGCAGUAAGGUUCUUCUCUACUCUUCAAGCUUGUGGAUUCAGAUUCUAUUUCAUCUCUCUCUCUUACACGUAUUACUAGGCUACUUCUAACUAUUACACCAACAAGUCAUAGAACUUGAACUAAAAGUCGCGUUUGAACAAUUCGCGGACGGAUUCCAUCUCGCUCAACGAGAAUAACUGCAGUGUGCAGAAGCAGGUAACUUUUGGAAGAUAUUUUUUAAGCAGAGGGUGGGGAUCGUGUGUGGUCCCAGCCAGUUGCAAUUUUCGACGUAAGCACUAAGCUACGGCUUCUUAACGUUGACACGCCGUUUAACCGAACCCCAAUAUCCAAUACUUGUGCUUGGCGUUGUACUUGUAUGAACAAACCAGGAAAACGAAAAGGAAACAAAUUACGAAAAAGACGAAAAAGAGAAAAAGAGCGUAC